Echinops telfairi (small Madagascar hedgehog) is the source of this 1633-nucleotide messenger RNA. RefSeq names its product caspase recruitment domain family member 9 (gene CARD9). The transcript has 11 exons. Gene Ontology annotation, biological process: regulation of apoptotic process; positive regulation of canonical NF-kappaB signal transduction. Lineage: Eukaryota; Metazoa; Chordata; Mammalia; Afrosoricida; Tenrecidae. The record is from RefSeq and is a predicted model, not a curated record. Bases 51 to 1574 code for a protein of 507 amino acids.
CACCUGCCCCUUGCUCGUGGGCAGGGCGAGGCCGCGGUCCCGCCGCCACCAUGUCGGACUACGAGAACGAGGACGAGUGCUGGACCGCCCUGGAGAGCUUCCGCGUGAAACUCAUCUCCGUCAUCGACCCAGCACGCAUCACGCCCUACCUGCGCCAGUGCAAGGUGCUGCACCCGGACGACGAGGAGCAGGUGCUCAGCGACCCCAGCCUGGUCAUCCGCAAGCGCAAAGUGGGGGUCCUGCUGGACAUCCUGCAGCGCACGGGCCACAAGGGCUACGUGGCCUUCCUGGAGAGCCUGGAGCUCUACUACCCCCAGCUGUACAGGAAGGUCACGGGCAAGGAGCCGGCCCGCGUCUUCUCCAUGAUCAUCGACGCCUCUGGGGAGUCCGGCCUAACGCAGCUGCUGAUGAGCGAGGUGCAGAAGCUGCAGAAGAAGGUGCAGGACCUGACGGCGCUGCUGAGCGCCAAGGACGACUUCAUCAAGGAGCUGCGGCUCAAGGACAGCCUGCUGCGCAAGCACCAGGAGCGCGUGCGCCGGCUCAAGGAGGAGGCCGAGGGGGGUGCCCGCGAGCUCAAGCGCUGCAAGGACGAGAACUACGAGCUGGCCCUGCGCCUGGCGCGCCUCAGCGAGGAGAAGGGCGCCGCGCUCAUGCGCAACCGCGACCUGCAGCUGGAGGUGGACAGGCUCCAGCACAGCCUGAUGAAGGCGGAGGAUGACUGCAAGGUGGAGCGGAAGCGCACGCUGAAGCUGCGGCACGCCAUGGAGCAGUGGCCCAGCCAGGAGCUGCUCUGGGAGCUGCAGCAGGAGAAGGCGCUGCUGCAGGCCCGUGUGCAAGAGCUGGAGGCCGCCGCCCAGGAUGGGAAGCAGGACAAAAGCAGCACCUACAUCCAGGUGCUGGAGGAGGACUGGAGGCAAGCGCUGCGCGCGCACCAGGACCAGGCCAGCACCAUCUUCUCUCUGCGCAAAGACCUGCGCCAGGCUGAGGCCCAGCGAGUCCGGAGCGUGGAGGAGAAGGAGAUGUUUGAGCUGCAGUGCCGGUCGCUGCGCAAAGACUCCAAGAUGUACAAGGAGCGCAUGGAGGCCGUGCUGCAGCAGAUGGAGGAGGUGGCCAUCGAGAGGGACCAGGCCAUUGCGACGCGGGAGGCGCUGCACACGCAGCACGCGCAGGGCCUGCAGGAGAAGGACGGGCUUCGGAAGCGGGUGCGUGAGCUGAGCGAGAAGGCCGACGAGUUGCAGCUCCAGCUGUUCCAGAGGGAGGGCCAGCUGCUGGCCGCCGAGGGCCGGCUGAAGCAACAGCAGCUGGACGUGCUUGUCCUGAGCUCCGACCUGGAGGACAGCUCCCCCCGCAGCUCCCAGGAGCUCUCGCUGCCCCAGGCCCUGGAGGAGGAAGUCCAGCUCUCGGACACAGGGUCUACUGGGCCGAGGCCCCCAGGAGCUGGGGGUGCUGACAGCAGGACUCUGCAUGCAGGUAGCCAGGCGGAGACCCAGAGCCUGGAGAAGGAGCCUCACUCACUGACCCCAAACCUGGGUGGCCGCGGCCUGAGUCUCACACCCUCCAGGACACAGGCCUGAGCGGCGGGGAGCCCCCGGAGAAGGAGCGGCGGCGCCUCAAGGAGAGCUUCGAGAACUAC